This is a messenger RNA of Closterium sp. NIES-65, 1419 nucleotides long. The record is from the annotation of a GenBank genome assembly. NCBI's taxonomy places the organism in Eukaryota, Viridiplantae, Streptophyta, Zygnematophyceae, Desmidiales, Closteriaceae.
AUGAGAGAGAGGAGAGGGGCGGAAGAGCAGGAGGGAGGUGGAAGGCAAGGGCAGGGGGAGCAGGGGGGGGAAGGACGGCGGGAGGCGCAGGGGGAAAGGGGGUUCCAGGGCCCCGGUGUGGGGCAAUGGGGGAGAGAGGCAUGGGGGGAAGAGGCAUGGGGGGGGAAGCGAGGAGAGCGGGGAAGGGAAAGAUGGGGGCAGGAGGAGGAGCGUGAGAGAGGGGAGACGAGGGGGGCAUGGAGGGACGAGCGCCCUUCUUAUCCUCCUCCUCUUCCUCUCAAUUAUUCCAGCGCUCUUCCCGCCACCCAAUCUCCGCUUAUGCUUCCCCCCGAGGCCCGCUCAUCGUCCCCCCUUCCGCCUCCUCCCCCGGCCCCCCAUCCCCAUAGCAAACAUCUUUCCGACAGUCAUGCGGCGGCCGUUCAAAAGUCCGAGUCUGAAAAACGAUGCUUCUCCCUGAAUCAUACUGCUAAUAUGUCCGAUACGCCGGUUUUUGAGACUUCGCUUGACGAUUCUCGCCCUUCUUUGAAUUGUCAAGCGCGUGGGGGAGCGGAUGGGCGGCGAGGGGAGAGAGAGGGGGGGAGGGAGUGUGUGACACGGGGCGAGGAGGAAGUGGGGGAGGAGGAGGGGGGGGAGGGAGAGGAGGGAGGGGAGGAGUGGGAGAGUGAGGAGGAGAGUGAGGAGGAAGGGGAGGAGGUGGAGAAGGGAAGUGGAGGGGGGAGCAGGCAGCAAGAUGCAGCCGCGGCAACGAUGAGAGAGACGACUCCGCUUGCAGUAGCAGCGGCAAUGAGAGGUCUUACCCCCCCUUCAGCAGCACUAGCAGCAGCAAUGAGAGUUCUUACUCCCCCCCGGGGAGCAGCAGCAGCAGCAGCAGCAGCAGCAGCGGUGGCAAUGGGAGCCUUUACACCCCCCGCAGGAGCAGCAGCAGCACCACCGUCGUCGCCGCUGCUCUCCCCGGCAGCUGUAGCAGCAGCAGGAGGGGCAGGGGCACUAUCAAUCCCUCUCUUUCUUCCACACGGCACAAGUCCCCAUGCAGCAGCAGCGGCAGCAGUGCGCAUGCGAGCAUUCAUGGGCAUGUGCGCUGAGUCUCAGCAGAGUAACUCAAUACCUGUGCCUGGGGCUGUGCCAGGGGCUGCGCCCAAUCCUGUGCCUGUAUCUGCUCCAGGGACAGUGGGGAAUGGUAAACCUGUUUCUGCUGCUGCUGCUGCUGCUGCUGCUGCUGCUGUUGGUGGUGGUGGUGCUGCUGCUGCUGCUGCUGCCAGUGCUGCUGUUAGUGCGGCUGGUGGGGCGUGGGGGGGAGCAGGAAGAGGAGAGAGGAACGCUCCAAAACGCCACCAGCAGCAGCAGAGGCUGGGGGGCAUGGGCGUGCUGCUAGUAUGGAUCUCAACAAUCCACCCAAGACGCGACCUCCUGUACACGUGA